GCGUGGAACUAUUUGCCUCAGACCCGCGUUGAGGACCCACAGUGAGGACCGGCUGCUUCUCUGAGACUCUGCUCCGGCGGGCCUCGUCUCAGGCCCAGGCACUGAAAUUAAAUACAGCUAGGGCCUACAGGCAGCAUGUUCUACACCCACGUGCUUAUGAAUAAGCGAGGGCCAUUGGCCAAAAUAUGGCUUGCAGCUCACUGGGAGAGAAAACUCACAAAGGCCCAAGUAUUUGAAUGUAACCUGGAGAUAACCAUUGAAAAAAUUAUUUCACCUAAGGUGAAAAUUGCACUUCGAACUUCAGGACAUCUUCUUUUGGGAGUUGUUCGGAUCUAUAAUAGGAAGGCCAAGUAUCUUUUGGCAGAUUGCAGUGAAGCAUUUCUUAAAAUGAAGAUGACAUUUCGCCCAGGACUUGUUGAUCUUCCAAAAGAGAAUUUUGAAGCAGCUUACAAUACUAUCACAUUGCCAGAAGAAUUUCAUGACUUUGAUACCUAUAAUAUGAAUACUAUUGAUGUUUCAGAACAAUUUACUCAGAACCAGAGUAAACCAGAAGAAAUUACACUUAGGGAAGAUUAUGACAAUAGUCUACUUUUCCAAGCUGAGAGCUUUGGGGACGAACCUGAAAUUCUCAGAAGACAUAGCCUCUUUGAUGACAACAUGUUACUGAAUUGCAGUGGUCCUGUAGCUGAACAUAGUUCAGGAAGUCUCAUCGGAGAAAAAUCUCUGUUCUAUGACAGUAGAGACGCAUUUGGAGAUGAAGGAGAUGCAGGAGAGAUGAUUGACAAUCUGUUGCAAGAUGAUGACAAUAUCCUGUUAGAAGACAGGCAUUUGAGCAGAGAAAUUACCCUGCCUCCAGAGCCUCCUGAUAUUGUAAUGGAUGAUCCAGAGCAUGUACACCUACCUGAAAAUGAAAAAAAGAAUGAAUCAACAUUGUUAUCAAGUGAAGAAGAAAGAUUUAUCCUUGACCCAAUUGAUUUUUCAGACAUUGCUGAGAAAAGAAAAGGUAAAAAGAGGAGACUGCUAAUAGAUCCUGUCAAGGAGAUCAGCAGCAAAAAUAUGCAUAAACAACUUACUUCCUUUGUGGACACACUCAUGGUUUUGGAACUUGCACCUCCUACCCAAAGAUUAAUGAUGUGGAAGAAGAAGGGAAGAGUGGACACACUUCUGUCAACUGCCGCCCAGGAUUUAAUUCACGCUGAACUGAAAAUGUUGUUCACAAAGUGCUUUCUGUCCUCUGGCUCUAAACUUGGAAGAAAACUGAUGCAGAAAGUAUCAGUAAGGGAGGAAGUGGAAAACCCAGACAUAGUAGAAACCUCCAGGAUGGAAGACCCAGAUUCCCAACUAGAGUUAAUUCAGUUCCGAACUGGAAAGCAUGUGAUUAAUGGAUCUAAGAGUAGCUUUCAUGAACAUAUCAGUAAAAAUAUGAGCUCUGAGGAUGUUGUUGAAAUGAUUUCAUCAACUGCUGAGGAAUCAUCUUUGAUGAAUGGUUUCAUGGCAGAGGAAAUUGAAAAUUGUUCAGCUGAAUUGGACUCAUCGGGGAAUGAACAAAGUAUUGACAUAGAGAGAUGGAAUCGAAGAAUGCUUCAGAUGUUAAAUACUUUACGGGAAUACAGCAAGAUGGGAAUGGAAUCCUUUAGUCUGAUGAAACUCUGCAGAAAUUGUAACCGAAAACAAGCAGCUGCCAAAUUUUAUGGCUUUCUUGUCCUAAAAAAACAGCAGGCUAUUGAACUGAGCCAGAGUGCUCCUUAUGCAGAUAUUACAGCUACUGUGGGACCAAUGUUCCAUAAGCUAUGAAGGAACUUCUAAAUAUGCAGAAUUGUGUCAUUUCUGGAAUCUCAGUGUUGACUGGAUUCAAUGCAGCCAUCUGGAAGCCAACGAACGUCUGAGUGCCUUCACAGACAGGCUGACUUCCUGUGGCUUCCUUGAAGAGUCAGCAUCAUCACUGCUGCGACCAAAAACCUGUAUGUUUAAAAAAAAUAACUACACAUUCUUAAACUUUAGAAGUCAUCAUUUCCCUAACUUGGAUGUUGCACUUAGGAUACAUAUUUUAAAAACUAUGCAUCCCUCUCUCCCCAACCCCCCCAAAAAAAAACCA
Messenger RNA from Ochotona princeps (American pika), 2095 nucleotides. RefSeq names its product RAD21 cohesin complex component like 1 (gene RAD21L1). The transcript has 14 exons. NCBI's taxonomy places the organism in Eukaryota, Metazoa, Chordata, Mammalia, Lagomorpha, Ochotonidae. The record is from RefSeq and is a predicted model, not a curated record. Gene Ontology annotation, molecular function: chromatin binding; protein binding. Gene Ontology annotation, cellular component: cohesin complex; synaptonemal complex. Gene Ontology annotation, biological process: mitotic sister chromatid cohesion; replication-born double-strand break repair via sister chromatid exchange; synaptonemal complex assembly. Bases 136 to 1794 code for a protein of 552 amino acids.